This is a messenger RNA of Orussus abietinus, 4424 nucleotides long. It is a transcript of the gene Nhe2, whose product is annotated as probable Na(+)/H(+) antiporter nhx-9. The record is from RefSeq and is a predicted model, not a curated record. Gene Ontology annotation, molecular function: sodium:proton antiporter activity. Gene Ontology annotation, cellular component: membrane. The transcript is spliced from 17 exons. Bases 238 to 3261 code for a protein of 1007 amino acids. Lineage: Eukaryota; Metazoa; Arthropoda; Insecta; Hymenoptera; Orussidae. Gene Ontology annotation, biological process: sodium ion transport; proton transmembrane transport; regulation of pH.
GCAAAGAUCAGCUGGCUGGAACGGGGUUAGCAUCAGUGGGGACGGAACAACCCGCCGCUCGUAAAGGCGCCGCGCCGCAUGCAGUCGAUCGACCGGACGAUCCCACCGAGACCGCGUCGAGGUAUCGGGCCAUGAAAAGGAAGCCCGACCAGGAGGCAUCGCGACGCGCCGCGACGGCGGUCCUCGCCGAGAUCAGCUUGCGCCCAUCAGCGGCGACCACCUGAGCCGCCCUCAGCAAUGGCGCCCCCCAUGGCCCGGACGUCGGCGCGCCUGUCGUGGGUGUUGCUGGCCUUGAGCGCGACCCUCCGCCUGGGCCCCAGCCUGGGCCUCGCCCUGGGAUCGACCCCCGCAGGCGCCCGCCAGGCCCCGCUCCCCGACGCCCCCGGCCCCAGCGGUCUGGACAGCGACCCGGACCUACCCCAAGACCUGCACGGACCCUACGCCGGCACGCGCUUCGGCCCCAUGGGUCCCAUCCUGCGACCCCUGCCCGACGACGCCUCCCCCCAGCAGCUGGACGCCUCCACCGUGACCCCCGUCGACGCCACCGUCAAGCCCGACCGGGAGUACGAGAUCCUCAGCGUCGAGUUCCACCGCGUCGAGACGCCCUUCGUCAUCGGCAUCUGGAUCUUCUUCGCCAGCCUCGCCAAGAUCGGUUUCCACAUGGCGCCAAAGCUGAGCAGGAUCUUCCCGGAGUCGUGCCUGCUGAUCGUCGUCGGGGUGGUCAUCGGGUUGCUGCUCUUCCAAGCAAGCAGUGUCCACGUCUCGCCCCUGACGCCGGACACCUUCUUCCUCUACAUGCUCCCGCCCAUCAUCCUCGACGCGGGUUACUUCAUGCCAAACCGACUAUUCUUCGACCACCUUGGAACCAUCCUGCUCUUCGCCGUCCUCGGGACGAUCUUCAACACCCUGUCGAUAGGUGCCUCUCUCUGGCUCCUGGGGAAAAGCGGACUCUUCGGCUGCGAGACUCCGCUGCUCGACAUGUUCCUUUUCUCGGCCUUGAUCAGCGCGGUCGACCCCGUAGCUGUUCUCGCGGUCUUCGAGGAGAUCCACGUUAACGAGAUCCUGUACAUCGUCGUUUUCGGGGAAAGCUUGCUCAACGACGCCGUCACCGUCGUCCUGUAUCAUAUGUUCGAGACGUACAGCGAAAUGGGUCCCUCGAGGAUCGAAUAUACGGAUAUACUUUCCGGCUUCGCGUCCUUUAUCGUUGUCGCGAUUGGCGGUACGAUCAUAGGAGUGAUCUGGGGAUUCGCGACCGGGUUCGUGACAAGAUUCACGCACCAGGUUCGCGUGAUCGAGCCCAUCUUCAUCUUCGUUAUGGCGUACCUGGCCUACCUCAAUGCCGAGAUCUUCCACAUGUCGGGCAUCCUCGCAAUCACCUUUUGCGGCAUUACCAUGAAAAACUACGUCGAGGCUAAUAUAUCGCACAAGUCGCACACUACUGUCAAGUACACCAUGAAGAUGCUCUCGAGCAGCUCCGAGACCAUCAUCUUCAUGUUCCUUGGCGUGGCCACGGUCAACAAUCGGCACGAUUGGAAUACUUGGUUCGUCCUGAUGACCAUAGUCUUCUGUUCCGUGUACAGAAUCGCUGGGGUGAUCGUGUUGUCGGCUCUUGCCAAUCAAUUCCGGUUGCACAAAUUGGACAAGGUGGAAAAGUUCGUCAUGUCUUACGGAGGUCUGCGAGGAGCAGUUGCGUUUGCGUUGGUCCUGUUGAUCGACCCGGCCCAUGUUCACUUGCAACCGAUGUUCGUCACCACCACCAUAGCUGUAAUUUACUUUACCGUCUUUAUCCAGGGAAUCACCAUCAAGCCUCUGGUAAAGAUCCUGAACGUGAAAAGAGCGGAGAAGCGAAAACCAACGAUGAACGAGAGAAUCCACGAAAGGAUAAUGGACCACAUCAUGGCCGGCCUGGAGGACGUUUUAGGGAAGCACGGAAAUUACCAUGUCAGGGACAAGUUCAAGAGGUUCGAUAACAAGUUCAUUCGGCCGUACCUGGUGAGGGAUCACCGAGGUGCCGAGCCGAAGAUCCUGGAGACUUACUCGAAACUCGCGAUGAAGGACGCCCUCGACUACAUCCGCAGGAACGCCUCCACCAUCGGCAACAUCAGCGGGACGGAGAGCAUGUCCGCGAUCUUCCGCAAUUACAGUAAUACCGGUCACUUCAACAGCAGUCCGAGUUGCAGUCAAUUAGAAACCGGGUGGAACAUAGACCUGCAGGAACUGGAGUACAACCCUUCGAAGAAGGACCUGACGGACGCCAAGAUCCAUCACCUCCUGGCCGAAGAGCUCUGCAAACCGUACAAACGCCACCGUCGUCUCAGCUACAGUCGGCACGCGGUCAACGACCGUGACCUCUCAACUCAAGUUAAUUACAAGAUGCACAUGAAUAUCAGACGCAUGAUGGGCGAGCACAAGCAUCGACAUAAGCGCAGCAAGAAGCUCAACAAGGACGGCAAGCAAAACCACGUAAGUUUCCCGGAGUUCCAGCAAAACGGCUCGACGAAGCUCUUCUCGCAAGACUACAUCAACGGGGUCCUCUACGAGAACGAAAGCGGGGAAGCAGCCGACACCAAGCCUUCCACGAAGGACGACUGGGAAUCAGCGAUUACCUUCACGGCCCGUGCUUCCGAUCUGGAGAACGCCCUGGAGGACACACGCCGAUCCGGGAACGGUGGGAUCCUCUCACCAGGACAUCGCGAGUCGGAAGGCGAAUGCUUCCGGGUAACAACUCCAACGGCGUCGGAGACGAUGCUGCCCUGGAAGAGAGAGGACGAUAGCGAAACAGGUCGACCUAUUAAGCAGAAUGAGUUCCCGGCCUGGUGCUCGAACAAGGAGUACCUUGCCUACAGCUCGCCCUCCGCGACCUUCCUGGGUGGGAUCGAGCAGCCAAAGAUACAGUCGGUGAUCGGGCUCUUCCGUAGGGACAGCAUGAGCUCGCCCCCGGCGACGAUCGAGUCGCAGGAGGCCGAAGAGAGCGACGAUAGUGCCACGGCGAAGCUCGAAAAAAGUUCCUCGUACACGCCGUCGACGAGCGUGGGUGCCCAGAGCCGGACGACGAGGAGAGGAUCCAUGAUGGAGUUGGGAUCCACGGAGAGGAUGCCAAAGGAGAGAGCCACCAAUGGUUCGCACUCCCUCCCGGAGUGCUGGAACCCCCAGAGGCUGCGAUUAGCGACGUCCUUCCCCUGCGCCGGCAAGCAGCCCAGCUUGUCGGCCGCGCUGAUCACCUCCUCCUCGGAGUCCUCGGAAGACUACGAAGAGGACUGACGAAGGUUGAUCGAGGAGACGGAUUCCUGCGACUAGGUCCUCCCUCGCCGGCCCUGCUGCUCCUCCGUCGACCGACAGAAGCUAUUUUUUCACCGAUUCUGCCCCGGCUCCUAGGUCGGGGUCCUGAGUGUGCGUGAGAGAGAGAGAGACGCUGUAAGACAGAAAAUAGAGAAAAAUGGACAGAGAGAUACGGACGUGGAAUGACUGCGCGUGGACGAGUGAACGAGAGGUGGAGCGACCCCAUCGACCACUCCGAGUAGAUUGCGGUUACUCGCAGGGAUCGGGGUCGCUCUCGUGAAAAUGUAAUCGAGCCUCCGGCGUAAGAACUACUUAACGAUUGUUUUAGUACCCGGGAUAGACUCCAUUCAUCCACCCUUAGAUAGAGAUCCGAUGAACGUCUACUAAAAGUAAAGCGUACCGAACGCGGUUCAACCUGUACCCAACCUCGGGUUCCUGGAUGCUGCCCAGUAGACGCCUCGAUCUCUUCGUGACGAGAUCCCCCGAACUUUUAAAUUUUCCCAGGAACCAUUUCCAACAACCAGGAUCUUGAUUACGUCCUCGGAUGAAUUCCCUCCGGCUCUACGUUGCGCCUCAAAAAUUAGAAGUCCUUGGUCCGUCAGCUCUCUGCCUAGAAGUUAGCCAAGUUCAAGCCACAAUCUUUAAUAACUUUCUUAUCUAAAGUACUAGCUACGUUUCCUCGCCGGCGACCCGUCAAUCGGCUUAAGUAGUUCUUGCUCCUCCAGUAGCUCAAGUACAGUACUAAGAGUACAACGCGCGGGAGAUGAUUCUACAGUACCCCGUUUGCUGUUACUCACGUCCGAGCGGCUGCAACGUCAUGUAAGAUUGCUGAAUUAACCAGCAAUAUUCCAGCGAUGCAGGUGCCGCAUGGAGCGUAGGGAUAGCGGCCCUCUUUAACGAGGCAUGGCAGACCAACCUGAGAUAACUACCGGGAUCGUCGCUUCUUCGUUUCGUUUAAUUGCCCGCUCGUAAACUCGAUGGGGUUGAACCGAGGCGUAGCUGCUCGUCUCCUUGGGGUAGGUCGGUUAGGCCGUGUAGUUUCACCGCUGCGGGACGAACGUUGAGCCUCUCUAUACUUUUAGACUAGCCUAGGACCAGGUCGAAUUCUACAACUGUUGAUUUAUUAAAUAAAUAUUUAUUUCUUA